This is a messenger RNA of Uranotaenia lowii, 1009 nucleotides long. Its product is annotated as E3 ubiquitin-protein ligase MARCHF2. Gene Ontology annotation, molecular function: zinc ion binding; ubiquitin-protein transferase activity. NCBI's taxonomy places the organism in Eukaryota, Metazoa, Arthropoda, Insecta, Diptera, Culicidae. The transcript has 6 exons. The record is from RefSeq and is a predicted model, not a curated record. Gene Ontology annotation, biological process: protein ubiquitination. Bases 75 to 749 code for a protein of 224 amino acids.
UAUUUAUUUUCGAAUUGUUUGUUAUUGUUUUGCAUCACCGCGUAUUGCACUAUUUCAAAAUUUACUGUGAUUUUAUGACGCAAACCGGGGAAGGUGAUCCGGUCAAGGAAGGUCGGGAUGAAGCUGAACCUCAAGCGAGUGCCGUUCAACCGCCAAUUCACCGGGACAGUACGGAUUCGCUAGCUUGUCGAAUUUGUCAGAGUGCUACCGAAAAGUUACGCCUGAUAUCGCCCUGUCGAUGUAAGGGAUCACUUCGGUACGUCCAUCGAGAUUGUCUGGAGCAAUGGUUGAGCCGGUCCGGAUUGUCUUACUGCGAGCUCUGUUUGCAUCGGUAUCAAACCUAUACCACGUUGAGGUACGGCUGUCUAGAAUCCCUUUGCGUGUGGUACCGGCACCCAAGUAAUCGGGGACUGUUGAUAUCGGAUGCGCUGAUCUAUGUCGUCCUGUCAUUCAUCUGCUUCGUCCUGACGAUGAUCUGCAUUCUGGUGCUGCGUUUCCAGCAAACUGACCGAGGAAAUACGCUUCAGGAGACACUUGCCUCGACGGCCGUUGUUUGCUUUCUGCUGCUGGUGCUAAUUGUGUACCUAACGAACAUCGUCGUCCUGGCCAAAGAUCAUCUCAUUCCUUGGUACAGAUGGUGGCGUUCCGCUCAAAGGAUUCGACUGUCCGGCAUUCAGGUGCUGGAACAACAACAUCAACCGGUGCAGGAGGAACCCGUUUCCCAGAACGUGGCUGAUACCCCGGUCUAAUUAGUGAGCUCUGAGAACUGGAAUAGGUUUUCUUUUUUAUGGUUUCAUAAGAAACAUUUUCUAGAAAAAGUUUACAGUUUUUCUGGUACGAAAAUAUCACAUUUCGAGGCAUAAAUCUCUGACAGGAAAACAGGAAAUAGGUAUGCUGUAGGUUGUGGGCAUGUAUGGUAUUGUUAUUCAUUCGUUUCGAAUAGAUCAUCGGUGAAGUAACAGAAAAUUUUGAGGUUUCAGAGCAUUGUGAGCAGUUCAAUUGGGAAUAU